Molecule: messenger RNA, 822 nt
Organism: Fulvia fulva
Lineage: Eukaryota; Fungi; Ascomycota; Dothideomycetes; Mycosphaerellales; Mycosphaerellaceae
Product: Putative epoxide hydrolase
Exons: 1
Coding region: 1-822 (273 amino acids)
Biological process (GO): epoxide metabolic process
Molecular function (GO): epoxide hydrolase activity
Source: RefSeq, a predicted model, not a curated record
AUGUGGAUGUGGUUGCACUUCAAUGUUGUCGUUCCCAGUCUCCCAGGCUUCUGCUGGUCAGAUGGACCAAAGAGGCGUGGCUGGACGAUGAAAGACACCUCAAGGGUCUUUCACAAGCUUAUGCUCCAACUUGGGUACGACAAGUAUGCUGUGCAAGCUGGCGACUGGGGACAGUUCGUUGCACGGGAGCUUGGAGCCCAAUACUCUGACUCCUGUCGGGUAGUGCAUCUCAAUUACUGCCCAGGUGCUCUUCCGCAAGAUGUCGCGCCCACUGACCGCGAGAUGAAGUGUAAAGCCAAAGGCGAAGACUGGAGAACCAACCACGUCGGCUAUGCAGUGCUGAUGCGCACUCGCCCUCAGACCUUGGGCUGGAUGCUGAUCGACAAUCCGAUAGGCCUUCUUGCAUUCGUCGGAGAAAAGUACGAAGAAGCUGCAUCACCUUCGGUCUCAUCGCAGACACACUGGCUCGACCACGUCAUCACCACCGUGGUACUAUACUACUUCACCCGCUGCAUCAUGACCAGUUGCCUGCCAUACUACGAGAACGUUCCUCACCAUCAAUUCGCAGACUACGCCAUGAAGGAGGAAAACCUCAUCAGGUGUCCUUUUGGUUACACCAGCAUGUGGUACGACACUGCACCGAACAGCAAACGCGCCGUGGAACGGACUGGUAACCUGGUUUUCUACAGCGAACGCGAUUCCGCCGGCCACUUUGCGUGCCUUGAAGACCCUAAAGGCAUCACCGAAGAUGUAAGGGAAGUCGUACGCAGGCAUUGGGUCGGUGAUAACGGCGUAAAUAUAUCAACAGUCCUGGCAGCCUGA